AUGCCAACAAAAGACCACCCCAUCGACUCCCCCACGCAACUUCAGCGCCUGGCAGAUGAAGACCCCUCCCUCGAACACAACCUCAACAUCAUCCUCUUCGCCCCUCUAGCCCACUCCGAAGUCCUCCAACAAUGCCGCGACCACAACUCGCGCUACGCCAAAGACUCCGAGGGCCGCCGUUGCGGACUAACUGACUAUGAAUACUUAAACAUCGACACCCUAGCGAAAGCCUGGCGGGACAAUUGGAAGACCUUACCCGUCACAAGCAUCUCGCGGGUGACGUUCGACUUGACGCUUCCGACGCCGGACGAGGGCGUCGAGCAGGUGCGGUGGGAGCAUGGGAGCAGGACCGGGGUGAAGAUCCAUCCGCCGGAGCGGGAGAUGACAUCGUUGGUGAAUACGCUGGUCUUGGAGAUGCAUAUGCGCAGUCGGGGGAGGGUGAAGAUGGAGGUUGUGUCGAGGGGCGAGGGGGUUCAGGCGAGGAUGGGGAUGAUCACGAGUUAUAUUGAGGCGCUGGAGACGCAAGGGAGAAGUUCGACGGAGAGGAGUUUGAGGGAGAGGUCGAGGCGUUCGUAA
Molecule: messenger RNA, 576 nt
Organism: Zasmidium cellare ATCC 36951
Lineage: Eukaryota; Fungi; Ascomycota; Dothideomycetes; Mycosphaerellales; Mycosphaerellaceae
Exons: 1
Coding region: 1-576 (191 amino acids)
Source: RefSeq, a predicted model, not a curated record